This is a messenger RNA of Manis javanica (Malayan pangolin), 3553 nucleotides long. It is a transcript of the gene ITPRIPL1, whose product is annotated as ITPRIP like 1. Gene Ontology annotation, cellular component: membrane. NCBI's taxonomy places the organism in Eukaryota, Metazoa, Chordata, Mammalia, Pholidota, Manidae. The record is from RefSeq and is a predicted model, not a curated record.
GCCGGAUUAGGGGGCGGGGCGAGGCGGGGCGGGGCCUGGACGGCGGGAGCAGCUGCGCGGGGUUGGCGCCCUUGGCCCCGCGCGCGGACUGCUAUGUCCAGGGGCCUGCCGCGCCCAGGCGUUCGAAUUCUCGGACAAAAUGGUGUGUUCCCAGGAGGGCAGCGGGGCCAUUCCCGCGGGCGGACCCGGAGAGGAAUGCGGCGCCCCCACCCCGCCGGGAAGAAAGCGGGGGCAGUCCGGCCGUGCUGUCUCUUUAAGACGGUGUUCCUAACACCGACGCCUGAGAGGGCGGUGAGACUAAGCAGGGCCAAGUUCCAAAGGGAGGAGAGUCCCCAACCUGGUUUCAGCGCCCACACGGCAGGUCUUCACGAUCUCGAUGCAGAGGCCUCCAUGGCUGUGAUAAGCCUUCUGUUCCUGGCAGUGAUGUAUGUUGUUCAUCACCCCCUGAUGGUCAGUGACCGGAUGGACCUGGACACACUGGCCAGAAGUCGGCAGCUGGAGAAGCGCAUGAGUGAGGAGAUGCGCCAGUUAGAGAUGGAGUUUGAAAAGAGAAGGCGAGCAGCUGAGCAGAAGCAGAAGGUAGAGUACUUCUGGAAGGGAGACAUAUCAAGUGACCAGUUAGUGCUGGGGAAGAAAGACAUGAGGUGGCCGUUGCAGGCUGAGGGUCAGGAGGGGCCGCUGGGCUGGAUGCUGGGAAACCUGUGGAAUGCUGGCCUCUUUUGCCUUUUUCUCAUCUUUGAGCUCCUGCGACAGAACAUGCAGCAUGAGCCAGCUUUUGACUCCAGCAGUGAUGAGGAGGAGGAAAUCCGCAUUAUGCCAGUCACUUCCUACAACUGGCUUGCCAACUUCCCCUCAAGGGAGGCCCUGGAAUCCUUUUACAAACACUAUGUCCAGAAUGCCACUCGUGACCUGCCCUGCACCUGUGAGUUUGUGGAGAGCUUUGUGGACGACCUCAUUGAGGCCUGUCGGGUGCUCAGCCGCCAGGAUGCCCAACCACAGUUGGAGGACUGCCUGGGCAUCGGGGCUGCCUUUGAGAAAUGGGGAACCCUCCAUGAGACCCAGAAAUUUGAUAUCCUGGUCCCCAUUGUCCCCCCUCAUGGCACUAUGUUUGUGCUGGAGAUGAGGGAUCUGGCCCUAGGUCACCGCUGCGGCUGUGUGCUGGUGGAGUCAGAGUGUGUGUGCAAGCGUGAGAAGCUUCUGGGGGAUGUGCUGUGCCUGGUGCACCACCACAGGGACCAUUCGGCCCUCUUGGGCAAGUGUAGCAGUUCCAUCAAGGCGACUCUCUGCACUGGCUCCCACCUGGACAUGUGCAAGACCAUACAGUGGUUCCAGAACAUGGUGGGCAAUGCCUGGGCCCUGGUGGCCCACAAGUAUGACUUUAAGCUCAGCCUCCCACCAUCCACCACCUCCUGCAAGCUCAGGCUGGACUAUCGUUCAGGCCGCUUUCUCUCAAUCCGCUUGGUCCUAGGGGUACAACGAGAAGAUACCUUGGUCUACCUGGUGAGUCAGGCCUCCGACCAGGAACAGCUCACCAGUGUGGACUGGCCCGAGUCCUUUGCCGCCUGUGAGCACUUGUUCCUGAAGCUGGUAGGGCGUUUUGCUCCAGAGAACACCUGUCACCUCAAGUGCCUCCAGAUCAUUUUAAGUCUCCGGGACCUUCAGAGCCUACCCCAGGGAGCAUCCCGUCCCAUCCUCACCUCCUACCACUUCAAAACAGCCCUCAUGCACCUCCUGCUGCGGCUGCCUCUGGCAGAGUGGCAGCAUAGCAUGCUCUCACAGCGGCUCCAGGACAUCCUCUGGUUCUUGGGCCGUGGCCUCCAGCAAAGGUCCCUCCAUCAUUUCCUCAUUGGUAACGCCUUCCUGCCUCUGACCAUCCCAAUCCCUAAGACAUUUCGGAAUGCCGAGCCUGUCAAUCUCUUCCAACACCUUGUGCUAAACCCCAUGGCACAUUCACAGGCACUGGAAGAGUUCCACAACCUUCUGACCCAGAUGAAAACUCUGCCCUGUGCCCCAUCAGCUGGUGCACAUUAAUGUAAAGGCCGUUAAAAAGGGAGAAGGGAUAUCUGAUUCCUCAGGCUGAAAAAGAGUUUGUCUUUGUCAGUGGGGGCUGUGGUAGAUUAAGACACUUAAAGGAGCAUGUUAAGUGGUAAAAGAGGAUGGGGUCCAGCCUGCAGAGCCUAAUCAAUGGUGGAUCUUCUGAGGUUUUCUCUUCUGACUUGACUUUCAUCAUGACCCAGAGAGGGCCCAGGGGAAGCAGAUGUUAUGGGAGGAUCUUGCUGCUCAAGAGUAGAGAUCUAGAGAGGGCCUGUGAAGUUGUGUUUUGCAUCUACACUGGAAGUGAAAGAGAACCAGAAUACCUCCAUUCCAGCUCAUUCCUUUUUGUGAAUGACUCCUAAAACACUCCUUGUAAACUGGUUUCCUUGUUGAACUGUUAGCUUAAUUCAUAUCGACGCUGACAGCACUCUAUUUUAUCCCAAAUACUGUGAUGGUAACUUCUCAUAUUUUGGAAUAUAAUUUUUCAGAUAUUCAUUAUUUGAAGAUAUAACCAAGAUGUCUAUUUUCCAUUUUCUUAAUUUAGCCCUAUUUUCAUGUGAUAUAUGAAAUAAAGCCAUUUUUAUGCAUCUGAAAAACUCCAAUACUAACCAAAUAAUUUAUUAGCAUUGGUUCACAAAUAUUAAGUCAAUAGUCACCUGUCCCAUAAUUGAGGUAAUUAUUAAAAUUAAUGAAAUAGCCGACACUUGAAGACCACAUCGUGCUUGGAAGCAAUAUUAUAAAACCCUUAAUAAGGACAAUCUUUGGGGCUCUGAGAUGAAGAGUUACUGUUUCUGUGGGGAGCCACUUGUUUGUUAAAUGAAAAAAAGGUUAGCUACCAUGAAUAGCUGUGUGUUUUCUCAGUCUGGUAAUGCCUUUAUAUUCUCUCUUCAAAAACGACAAAGGAAUUAUUUGAACUACAUUGGUGGUUCAAAUUGGUGGCAAAAACAGGGUCAUCACAAUCCAGGCCCAUUGCCAGGGCGGAACAGGAAGGGGCCAUGAAGCAGUCCAAUUCUAACAAAGUUGCAAUUUGGGAGUGAGGAUGGGUAUAUUUUUCUCUUCUUUCAAAACUUGGGGCCCCCUGAGGUGGAGUGUUAAGAAAUGUGACUAGUUGUGGGUGUGGUUGUUCUGGAAAUACCAAUGCUGUUCCUACCCUGCCUGCCAGGAAGGUCUGCCUGGGAGCAGGACCAGGCCCCACAUUUAACUUGACUGCAGGGGGUUUAGAUGCUGGCCUUAUGGGCUUUGGUUGUAAAAUCCAUAUCUGCUGCAAAAGUAAACUACAAGGGUCACAGAAGCUGAUGCCAGCUAAUAAUUUGGGGCUCCCACUGCACAACUGCUGCCGGGUUCCCAACCUGUCUGCCGGGACCUGCCAUGUACUUGCUUUCAAGCUAAGAUGCAAUAAUGGUGGUUCUAUGCUGCUCAGAUUUUGGUGUUUUAUAGACAUCCAUAUGCUUUUUGUUUAGAAAAUAAUUUGCUGCUGUUUUAGUUCCAAAUCAAUAAAGGAUGCUAUUUUCUCUGUCAA